This is a messenger RNA of Ilex paraguariensis (yerba mate), 537 nucleotides long. Lineage: Eukaryota; Viridiplantae; Streptophyta; Magnoliopsida; Aquifoliales; Aquifoliaceae. The record is from the annotation of a GenBank genome assembly.
AUGACUAAAGUUGAGCUGAAAGUUUCUACUACCGAGGCCAAAUUGUUGGAGCUUGAGAAGAACUGUGCCACCCUAACUACUAAAGUGGAAGACCAGACGUUGACAUUGACAAAAAUUGUGCAGAGAGAGAACUCAAUUCACAUACAAGUGUUUAACUUGACGGAGGUGAAGGCAUUCUCGGAUGACCUGGGGAAAUCCUUCAAGAAGGGAUGGGAUGAGGCUCGUCAGUCAGUUGGGGUAAAUGUUGAAUCAGUGCUAUUUGUACACUACCUUUCCCCGCUCUUCCUAUUCAUCCUCGAGACCCUAUACUUCCUGAUAUCCCGCUUGGUUAACAAAACCCUUCAUCAAUUGGGGAGUUUGGGGAACUUGAGGAUCUAUUCGGCAAUCAUGACGAUGGCACGAAUGGAGAGGGCAAUCUGGAGGCAAGGUGACGUAGAGGUGCUUAGAAUGGCGACAACCAAGAAGGUGGUGCCGAGAAUUGAAACUUUUGUGACCCUAGUGAAGAUGUUUUCUUUAACGCUCACUUUCAACUCUUAA